Ectocarpus sp. CCAP 1310/34 is the source of this 1876-nucleotide messenger RNA. Lineage: Eukaryota; Phaeophyceae; Ectocarpales; Ectocarpaceae. The record is from the annotation of a GenBank genome assembly.
AUGGGGCCACGAACCGGACCAGGUGGCCCGAGAGGCCGGACGGCACUGUCGACGAAACAAUCUGACGGAGGUAUCUCGUCCGAGCUCAUGCUGCUAUCGAUGGUGACGGAGCUGGUGAUGCUGGCACCCGCCACGGGCGUCCCACGAAGGCUCCCAAAGGGGCGGCGGCCGCCGUCUAGCGUCGCACUCGGGAACGAGCCGCGGCGGGCGCUGUCCCUGCCUCCGGCCGCGCCGCCGGAGGACGGCGCGGUGAGACGAAGACGCCUUCCGCGCCAGCGGGGGGCAACAUGCUGGUUCCACCCAUCGGGGUCGCGUCCCCCGAUGGCGGGCAUCGGAGAGGGCAUAGGAGAGGGGACCUGGGGCGCGAGUAGGUCUUCAGACUGGUCGUCUUCCUCGUCUUUCUCCUCUUCUUCAGAGUACUUGGGGUCGUAAUCUUUGUCACCGCUUUCUUCGUCCUCCGUGUCCGCUACAGGUGGAACCGGUUCGUGGUCGCUUUGUGGUGAUGAGAGAGAGAGGAAAGGGGUGGCGGGCGGAGCGGAUGCGGCAUAUGCACGAAUAGGUGGUGUAUCGCGACGAUAUUUCGUACGGGGGCGUACUCGAACAAAGAGUAUUGUUUUUCAGCGCUGGUGUUUCGCCAUCACCUGUCGCGUUCAGUGUGUUUGUAGAUGUGGUUACCAUGAAGGGUACCGACGGAGAUUCUCUUGGGAUGGUGGCCUUCGCAUCCCGUCUUUUACACCCGGGAGGUGGUCUCACAAUGAACGAGCGAAAACUCUCAAAAUUCGAAGGACUCCCGCGUGUAACAUGCGAUUUCAAUGGCCACGACGUGGUCUUCUCCCUGGCCACUCUUCUUUUGUGGGAGGGGGGGCUUAUUGGUUAUUGGUAUAUCGUGUAUUGGUUGAGGGCGGAAAAGAGAACUCCGACAGAGAUACACAAGCGGGGGGUGUCUCCCAACAUGUAAGUAACUUGAUGUGUCAUGAUGAAGUACGCUCACACAUCGACGAGGUCGCGUGUUUUCCUUUCGAAUAAAUAUUCCCAUUAACCUUUUGGGUCUACAGGCCUUCUGACAGAUCAUUGAUUGAUCAUUUUUUUCAUAUAUUUUUUCUAAUAGCGCCGAACAGACGGUCUAGUCGUAUAGGGGAGGAUACGACAGAAACCCCGAACCACAUGCAAAGGAGUUGUAGAGCUCGCCAGGAUAGAGCGCGCCCGCCCCACCAACGCAUUGCUGCAAACACACGGAGCAUCCACCAGAGGUGCGCCGAGAGGUCAUGAGGAGGCCUCGACGCCCCGCGUGGUCUGCCAUGUCCAUCUGGGCGGCGUUGUUGGUAGCGCUUGCAGUAGCGUUGUUGGCAGCGCCAGUUGCCAUUCCUGCUCGUACAUCGGCUUUGGCCGUCUCUCUCCGGCAGCCACCCACACUUGCUGUGAACGCGGCCACUGAGGACAGCGAGCUGGGCAUGGAGGACAGCGGAUAUGCAAUCGACCCAAGAGUGCCGAGUGAUGAUGAGGAUGACUGUGAGUUUGAUAUGGACGCAUCGUAUAAACCGAUAUAUGCUGCGAACUCGCACAAAGCUGGUCACAAUAUCCGGGGCGCAGCUCGGCAGCUACGACAACAACAACAAGCGCCGGCAUCACCGGUCACGCCGUCGCUCCGGACGGCUUUGCUUGGGCCGCAACAGCGGCAGCGGCAACAGCAGCAGCAACAGAAACCAUCUCCGCCGGAGCGCUUGGAUCUAGGAAGUGUACUGAACUCGCAUGACGCUGGUCACAACACCCGCGGUGUAGGAGGGCAACAGCCGCAACAAUAGGGGACCCCGGAGCUACCGGUCACGGACCGGCUCCCUACGACCUCGCGUGAGGCGCAACAGCAGCAGCAGCAGCA